This is a messenger RNA of Anopheles cruzii, 2008 nucleotides long. RefSeq names its product UBX domain-containing protein 7. The record is from RefSeq and is a predicted model, not a curated record. Gene Ontology annotation, biological process: proteasome-mediated ubiquitin-dependent protein catabolic process. The coding region runs from base 252 to 1886 and encodes 544 amino acids. Gene Ontology annotation, molecular function: ubiquitin binding. Gene Ontology annotation, cellular component: nucleus. Lineage: Eukaryota; Metazoa; Arthropoda; Insecta; Diptera; Culicidae. The transcript has 2 exons.
UUAACAAAACAUUCAUUAACAAACAAUAAAUUGGCCCAAAAAUCCUGCACAAUUCGUGCCGAAAAUGGUGACAAUCGAAAGAUAAGCAAAGUAAGCGCACGUAUUCGGCGAUAUUCACUCGAGGGCGGGCGCGCUGAGCAGCCUUUUUCGACGGGCAAUUGUGUUGUGAAAAGUCACGCUCGCAGCAGUGGAACGCGCUGUGGUCGGUUCUUGCCAUUCUCCGGUUCGGUUCUUUCGCCUCAUCCGACGGGAUGGCCAGUGAAGAUAAUGUGAAAUCGCUAUGCGAAAUUACCGGCCUCAAGGAGGAGCAGGCGACCAACCUGCUGACGGCGUACAACGGUAACCUUGAGGGCGCAAUCAAUGCGUUCUUCGAGAACCCCGAAGGCAUUCUUAACCCGGAACCGGCGGUCGUGAUCGACGACGAUGACAGCAGCUCUGGGCCGUCCCGGUCGGGUUCCGGAUCCGCGUCGAACGCGGCCAGCUUCAUGAACGACGAUGACGACAACGUCCGUGCUCCGAUACCGAGAAAGACGGAAAUUUUGCUCCCACAGCUCGAAACGAACCGAGCGCGGAUCGGCAAACGGCGGGCGGCCAUCAUCACCGAAGUGCCGUUCCGGAACUUUGAGCUCGAGGGUCGCAUCCAGGAGCAGAUGCUGUUGCAGGGUCCAUCGGCAAAGAAAAUCACGCGACUCGAAGCACUGUUUAUGCCCCCGUUCGACAUUCUGUUCUCCGGCGGAUUCGAUUUGGCCCAGCACCACGGCCGCUCCGUCGAUCGCUGGUUGCUGGUCAAUUUGCAGGAUGACCUCAACUUCAGCUGCCAGAUGCUGAACCGCGACCUGUGGUCCGAUGCGCAGCUAAAGGAGUUCAUGCGCCGCCAUCUGGUGUUUUGGCAGCAAUCGAACAAAACGAACGACGGCGCCAAGUUUAAGACGUUCUACAAAGUCCGCUCGGAACCGUACCUGGCCAUGAUUGACCCGCGGACCGGCGAGGAGGUGCGUAGCUUCUCCACCACGGACCUGACGCCCGUCAGAUUUCUCGAAACGCUCAAAGCAUUCCUCGUGGACAACAAAUCGCCCCACGGAAAGGAGGUUAACGUGAGCCAGGAGCUUGCGGCGGCGGCGGCCGGUCCUUCGACGUCGAUUGGACCGAAACUUGGCUUCGGGGCCGGCGCAGGAUGUGCGGCUGCUACGGCCGGUAGCAGUAGGCAGCAUCAGAGGCCCGCAACGGCCACGGUCACCGCGGGCAGUCGAUCGAAUCCGUGGACCGUCACCGUUGUCGAUGAAGAUGAAGAUGAUUUCCAGGAAAUCACGGACAGUGAGAGUGACGAUGAGGAGUCGAACGCCGAACGUCCGCAGGUUGCACCGGCGAAAUCAACCAAACCAUCCCCAAACGCCACUCCGGUGCUACGGCCGGCCCGUGACGGUCGAGCCCUGGGCGAAUGUAAUGAUAAACCUGCUGCUGCUGCUGCUGCCAGUGACGGAACUCAGGAAGAUGAUGUUGGUCCUUCUCACGAGGAACCACCGUCGGGCGGCACAAACAAAGAUGGUCUCGCAGGUAGUCAACGGCCCACGACCACCGAUGUCAGCUCGGACUCGGAAUCCAGCCUCGCGGCGGACCAGAAGACACGUAUUAUGCUCAAGAUGCCGGGCAACGUAUCGGAGCGGCUGUUCUUUCGGAGUUCGCGCACCCUUCAGCAUGCCAUGGCCAAGUUGCUGCAAAAGUAUGAGAAACAUUUCCCGAACCGCGCCGCCGCCGAUGCCAGCACGGACGUUCGGUUCUUUUGUCAGGCGAUUAAGGCGGACCUCGCGACGCUCGACCCGCAGCGGACGCUGCUCGAGCUGAAGAUUCACCCGAACGCUGUGAUCCACGUGACGACCGAUGAUUGAAGAGAGAGAGAGAGAGCUGAGCACGGUGUCCCUCCGCCGAAACUCGGACUUGGGCAGGGCACGGCUCUUUAUUGUGUAAUUUUUGUGUAAGGGAUGUCCCCGAAGAUAAAUUAUUCAUUUUU